AUGGUACUCGGAAAUGAAAACGGAAUCGUUCCAACAAAUGAAGAAAGAAAUGCCACGGAUAUUGAGAAUGGGGUUUUCGAAGGCGAGAAAUUUGACGAUUGGAACGAAGAACUCGAUUCCGAUCGUGAGUUAGUUUUAACUCAACGGGCUGCAGAAAUUGAGCAUCGAAAGGGAGCCGUCGAAUCUCAACAGAAACAGGCCGACAAGAUGCUGGAGAAAUCGAAAAACAGAUUUGGACCAGUUGAAGUUGGCAUGACGGUUCGUCUCCCAAUCGAUGUCGUCAAUCGACCUAAAAUCGGUCACGCGUCUCUUUUUGGUCUCGUGCUGUCUUCGGAGGAGGGUUUAUAUCAGAUUGGCACCAAGAAUGAAGUUUUGCAGCAAAAGCUCACCCAAAAUCAGUUUGAACCGGCCAACAACAAUUUUCUCUCCGCCGAUGACGUCCCUUCUCAAAAUACAACGUUUCGUUCAGCUAUCGGAACCGAAUCAUUAUCAGGAACUCAGGGUCACAAGCAUUGCAAUUGCCCAAAUGGAUGCACGAAUGGACGAU
Messenger RNA from Mesorhabditis belari, 547 nucleotides. The record is from the annotation of a GenBank genome assembly. Lineage: Eukaryota; Metazoa; Nematoda; Chromadorea; Rhabditida; Rhabditidae.